Pyrus x bretschneideri (Chinese white pear) is the source of this 778-nucleotide messenger RNA. RefSeq lists its product as uncharacterized. The transcript has a single exon. The record is from RefSeq and is a predicted model, not a curated record. Lineage: Eukaryota; Viridiplantae; Streptophyta; Magnoliopsida; Rosales; Rosaceae. The coding region runs from base 5 to 430 and encodes 141 amino acids.
CCGUAUGGUGGCCUCCGUCUCGGCAUUCCUCGCCAUCGCCCGCCGCCUCUCGGGAAAACUGAAGGCCGCCAACUCCAACAUGAUAAAAAACAACCACCAGUCAAAAGUCGCGCCGAAUAAGUCACCGAUGAUGAGGAAGCCGAAGCAGCUAAUGUCGACCAUAAGCAACAAGGCCAUCACGUUCCUGCACCGGAAAAAGAUCGGCGAGGAAUCGGACAGUAGGGGCCGCCUCCACGCGGAGGAGGAGGAGGAGUGGGGGGACGGUGGGGUAUGGCAGAGGUCGAUCCUGAUGGGGGAUAAGUGCGAGCCGUUGGCUUUCUCGGGCGUAAUUUAUUACGAUAUUGACGGGAAGAAACUUAACGGAGCUCCCAUAAGGUCCCCACGUGCAAGUCCGAUGCCGGGGUACCUCGAGAGGGGUAAGACAAACUGACGGCGCCGUUAAAUUUCAAGUGUUUCGUCGGAGAAGACGACAUGUUUUCCAGCGUUAAUUUGUCUCUGUUUUUUUUUUUUCGCUUCGUUUUCGUGGUAUUGCAACUGUUGUGUCGUGACGUAUCACGCAUGUGAGUUCUUAUUGGUAUGGUGGGCGCAUGUAUGAGUUUUAGGGGCCACAGUUGACGUCCUCGUCGUUGGCGUCGGAAGUAGGUAGUUGAACUUCUCCAGUGUAAUAGGGCGGGGACGUGUGUACAUAUGGAACGCAUUUGGAUUUUGCAACCCCUUUAAUUUGUGGAUGAUUUUUAAAUUUAGUGGAAAAAAAUGGACUCGUGGGUUUUAGAUUUUA